Funneliformis mosseae is the source of this 2844-nucleotide messenger RNA. NCBI's taxonomy places the organism in Eukaryota, Fungi, Glomeromycota, Glomeromycetes, Glomerales, Glomeraceae. The record is from the annotation of a GenBank genome assembly.
AUGGGGGCAACUGAAAGCAAACUCGUCUUUCGUAAAGGCGUGUUUAGGUUAUUUGAAGAAAGGGCAACCAACGACGAGUAUUGGUCGCAGUAUUGGCUUCUUCCUGAAUCAGCAGACGAUGUUUUCUCUCUUGUGGGCGCGCAGGAUAUUCGACGUGUGAGGGAUCAAGCUAGAGAAAAUUUACAGACAUUGAUAAAUAAGGUCAUUGACCGUUUACUUCGGAUCAUGAGAGCACCAGAUUUCCCAUCAACACAAAAUUCAACCCUACAACUUUUGAAUUGUAUAAGGAUCCUUACUCGGUUAAUACCAUUUAUAUUUGAAUCUGAAGAAAUGGGAGAUUGGGAGGAAAAAUUUUUUUGGACACCUCAACAUAAGAAAGUUAAGAAGAAUCAUAAGACUGAAACGAGCGAAAAUCUCCCACAAAUGCGAAAUGAAGCAACUAACGAGAGUCUGGCAAAAGAAUCAAGCCAGGCAUCACAAACACAAAAUACAGAUUUCGAAACUAUUCCUCCUUUGGGUGAACGAUUGUUAUCGGUAAUAAUUGAUCUCCUCUUUUUGGCGGGAUUCACAUUACCAGCAACUUUGGCAAAAGAUAACGGUCGAAUUAUAUAUGUCAACUGGGAGACAGGUGUAGGUUCUACUAUGCCCAUUGGUUCAUCGAAAGAAAAUGAUUACAAUAAAACGGAAACUUUAAGAUUAUUGCUUGUAUUAAUCUCAAAGUCGAUGUAUAUGUCAGGAGCAACAUAUAUAGGAAAAGAAAACAAAUGGAUCAAAUAUUUAGUGCUUAAAAUCGAUCGCAAGGUCAUUCUUGCACUGCUUUGUAGUUUGCUUAAUACUGCUGUCAAAUAUGAUCCUACGGGAUGGGGUGUACCAUAUAAUCAUGUUGUUUUCGCGGACUCACGUGAAAUGCUCGUGACAAUGUGUCUACAAGUGUUAUUGGUUUUAUUGGAUUACCGCGCUCCUUCAAAUCGGAUCAUAACAAAUGAUUCGACCGCUAGAGAACAGCAACGAACGGGUUCCGUGGAAACAGUCAAGAGGGAAAAGGAAUCGAUAACUCAAUCACCUAAUAAUUUAACAUCUAAUGAAACUAAUGAAACUGCUAGAGUAGCCAACAAUACUCAAGAUAAUACACCAUCUGCAGAUGCUACUUCUAAAGUUACUUCGUCUACACAAAAUACACCGAAGGGACAAAUACCUUCCCAUGUCGAUAAUGCAUUUCGAUAUUAUGCUUCGAAAUUGCAUCGAGCUCAAGAUUUUCAAUUUCUCAUGGAUGGCAUUUACCGUAUUUUGAGUAACCCUAUGCAGGCAAAUAACACAUAUUUGCCAGGUUCAACAAAGCAAGUUCGAUGUCAUCAAGAAAUGAUGAUGCUUUGUUGGAAGUUUAUAGAAAUUAACAAGAGGUUUCGAAAUUACUUGUUGGAGACUGAUAAAGUAUUGGAUUUGCUUGUCGUCCUUUUAUAUUACUCGAUUGAAAAUAAACAAGAUUCAGCACAACUAGGAUUAGUGCGUAUGUGUGCAUUUAUUUUGCAGACAUUGUCAGGUGAUCGUGAUUUUGGCGUGAAAUUAAAUAAACCGUUUGAAAAUCACGGUUCUCUUCCUGCUAAUGUCCGUAUUCAAGCGUUUAAUGGAACUUAUGCGGAUUAUAUGAUUAGUUCAAUAUAUGUUCUUAUAGCAACUACGCGUGGGACGUUGCAUUCACUAUAUCCUGCAUAUGUGUUAACAAUUACUAACGUAUCCCCCUACUUGAAGAAUUUAUCCGUAGUUUCAUCUACAAAAUUAGUCCAUCUAUUUUCACAGUUUACUUCACCCGGGUUUCUGUUAGCUGAAGAAGGAAAUCAUCGAUUGGCCGAAUAUAUGUUGGAAGCAUUCAAUAACAUUAUUCAAUAUCAAUUUUCGGAUAACCCACACCUUAUUUAUGCUAUUUUACGGAGUCCUAAAUGUUUCGAGGAAUUGUCAGAAUUUACUCUUGCAAAAGGUUUGAUUGAAAUAAAAAAGAUUCAAGCCGCAAAAGAACAACGUAAAAAACAGGUACGGAUUGCAGCUAUGGAAAAAACAUCUGAACAAUCAGAAGUUAAGAAUUCACAAGAUGAACCAUCACGGCCGUCGGUGUCAGAUAAUGAAAGUAAUUUAAGUACUCAAAAAGAUGAAGAUCAUGGAGAUGUUAAUGAGAAACCUGAAUUGCAAGCAUCUUCAAAUAUCGAUACUAGCCAAGAUAGUCAAAUAGGUAUAUCUGAUCAAGAUUCAGUGCCAUUAUCUGAAAAAGCCCGUGGUAAAUUACCUGAAGGCGUUACAGCAGAAAGUCGUCGAAAGAGUAAUGAUAGUAUAAAAAGUAAUAAUAUAGUACCGACAUUUGCUGUUGGAAAAUCAGGAUUUGUUCCAACCGAAGAUUGGGUCUCUUCAUGGCAUUCACAUUUUCCUCUUGGAACAAUUCUAAUUUUGCUUGGAGAACUUGUUCCUAAAAUUGAAGAUAUAUGCGUAUCACGAUCCAUCAAUUCAGAUCAGCCUGUUCUAGAAUUUCUCCGAAAGGUAACAAUGGUUGGAAUUCUUCCACCACCACAACCUAUUCUUAUCCGUAAAUUCCAAUGGUCCGAAGCUAGUGUAGUUUGGUUUUCAAGUUUGUUAUGGGGACAAAUUUAUUUAGCUUCUUCAAAUUAUCUUGGUAUAUUUAAUGGCACACAAGUCAAAUUGUUUUUUAUUAAGCCUCCUAUAAGAGAAGGACGCCUGAAAAAUGCUCUUGGAAAUGCAGUUGGUGGAGUUCAAGGAGUUAUCGAUCGUCUUUCUACCGCCAAUCCUGCCAAUCCUGCAAAUCCUACCAAUCCUACAUCUACUACUAUUAGUUCCUAA